AGGCUGCGGAGGCCGCCCGGCCGCCAUCUUGGACUCGGGCGGAAGUCGGCUGAGGAGGCGAAACGGGGAAUGUGGUCACUGCGGAGAACGCGGCGGUCCCACCAACAGCGGGGAAAGCUGGCGGGAGAAAAGGCCUGGCCCAGCUCAGCCACGCCCCCGCGGCGGGGCCGUCGCGGUGCAUUGUGGACCCGGUAGUUUCCGCCGCGGUUAUGGUCGCGUUCACAAAGCGUGCGCGCUGCGGUUCGCGGACUGCACUGUAACCGGCACCAGACAUUGCUGCCCCGGUUCUGCGGACUGCGACGGAGAUCGGAUGCCCCCGGAUCAACAUUUUUUUUUUUUUUAAAGGGAGAAAACUCAUAAGACUUCAUUGCUAUUAAGUAGCCUCAAAAGCAGAGCCUUGGUUUUUCUGAGAAAUUGAAAAUCAUCUUUUAAAAAGUUGCGCUUCAACUCGUCCCCUCACCCCCACCCCCUAAUUCCUUAAUUAUGCGGUAGAAGUAGGGGCUUUUCUUCACCAUCUGCUGAUCUCACUGCAUAAUGACUUUCUGUUUCACUGGCAUUAGAAGCUUUCCGAAGCUUUGGAAAAACAACCCAUACCUUGGAGUAGUAGGCCCAGGACACUCUUAUAACUUUUUCUUUCUGAAAGACUGUUAUGGCAUCAGGAACCAGCCGAAGUUCUUUUCUCUUAAUACAGUGUCUCCACAAAAUACCAAAGCAAUAAAUCUGAUUGCCAAGGCCAGAUAUCGCAGAAAAGAUGAGGGCAGUAAUAAAGUUUCUUCUGAGUUUCCUCACCUUUUUGCAGCUGGAGCGGCUAAGAAGAGAUCUCAAAUGAAUCCUCAGAGUCACGAUCAUGCCUUGCCACCGGAGAGAAACAGUAUUCAGCUCCCAACACAACCUUUGAAUUCAGAGCAGUGGGAUAAACUUAAAGAAGAUUUCAAAGGGAGAGCUAAUUUUGAAGAUUGGAUCAUUGCACGGAUGAUUACCUACAAUAGCUCUAUAGAUGUGGCCAAAUCUUUGCUGGCCUGGGUAGCUGCAAAAAACAAUGGUAUUGUAAGCUAUAAUUUGCUGGUCAGGUAUCUGUGUCUCUGUGUCUUUCAUAAGCAGACAUCAGAAGUUUUUGAUGUCUACGAAAUCUUGAAAGCCAGAUACAAGAGUUUAGAAUCUUCGGCAAGCACUCUUCUCAUCCGAGGAUUGAUCCACUCAGACAGAUGGAGAGAGGCCUUGCUGCUGUUAGAGGACAUCAAAAAAGUCAUGAUCCCUUCAAAAAAGAAUUAUGGUGACUGUAUCCAGGGAGCCCUCCUUCAUCAAGAUGUAAACACAGCUUGGAAUUUGUUUCAGGAAUUGUUAGAUCAUGAUCUUAUUCCCAUGAUGGAAACUUUAAAAGCCUUCUUUGAUUUUGGAAAAGACAUAAAAGAUGAUCAAUAUUCAAAGAAACUGCUAGACAUUCUUUUGUAUCUAAGAAAUAAUCAGCUAUAUCCUGGGGAAUCAUUUGCACACAGUAUAAAAACAUGGUUUGAGAGUGUUCCUGGAGAACAAUGGAAAGGACAAUUUACCACAAUCCAGAAAAAUGGUCAGUGUUUGGGCUGUGGGAAAACCAUAGAGUCUAUUCACUUGAGUGCCGAAGAGUAUGAAUUCCUCAAGAGAAAAAUCCUGAGCGAUGUGAUAGACGGAGGUGACCAAUACAAAAAGACGACACCUCAGGAACUUGAGAGAUUUCAGAACUUUGUGGAACGCUGUCCUCCUUUUGAUGUCGUCAUUGAUGGGCUCAAUGUUGCCAAGAUGUUUCCUAAAGCUCGUGAGUCUCAAGUUCUCUUGAAUGUGGUCUCUCAACUAGCCAAGCAAAAUCUUCGAGUGUUGGUCCUGGGCCGGAAGCAUAUGACAGUACAGCGUGCCCGGUGGAGAAAGGAUGAGAUGGAAAAGGUGCAAAAGCAAGCCAGCUGUUUCUUUGCUGACAACAUCUCAGAGGAUGAUCCGUUCCUUCUGUAUGCCACACUGCACUCAGGGAAUCACUGCAAGUUUAUCACAAAAGAUCUGCUGCGGGACCAUAAGGCCUGUCUACCUGAUGCCAAGACCCAGCGCCUGUUCUUUAAGUGGCAGCAGGGACAUCAGCUGGCAAUUAUUAAUAGGUUUCCAGGAUCAAAAAUAACUUUUCAGCAUAUUCCCAGCUAUGACACAGUGGUGCAAACAACUGGAGACUCGUGGCACAUACCGUAUGAUGAAGACCUGGUGGAAAGAUAUUCCUAUGAAGUGCCAACCAAAUGGCUUUGCCUUCACCGAAAGACAUAAUGACUUUUGCCCCCAUGCUAAAUUUCUAUUGGGUGCCCUCCUGGUUGGCAUCAGAGCUCUUAAGUUGAUGCUUGUUUAGACCAUUGCUUCUCUCCUGCUCUGUUUGUUCCAGUUGGUUUGUAUGUCAACAAAUUUGAUUUUUUUUUAAAUUAAAUAAAUUAUAUCUUUUCACAAUCCAUUGCUUUUUUAAAAGAUAUUUUUAUUGAUUUUAGAGAAAGAGGAAGAGAAACAUCGAUGAGAGAGAUACGUAGACCAGCUGCCUCCCUCAUGUCCCCCACUGGGGGUUGAUCCUGAAACCCCCAACCGAAAUUGAACCAGCAACCUCUUGGAUGCUCAACUAACUGAGUCACACUGGCCAUAUAUUCAUUCAUUCAUUCAUUCAUUCAUUCAUUCAUUCUUAACUAGAGUUAGGGAACUUAGUGAGGAGUGAAGCCUGUGUUUGUCUUACUGGGCCAUCUGUUUCCCUUGCUUAGGAAGCAGGUGCUUCUGGUAUUUCUGCUCCUGACCUCACCUCCACCAAUAGCAGAACAUGCCUUUUCCAAAUCUGUUCAAAAUUCUGUGAACACUAUUAAUUCCAUCACUUGCUUUGAGGGCUUCUCUUCAUUUAAUUAAGUUUGACUUAGUUUAACUAAGUGAUUACGUUUAAUAGUUGCCUCUCUGUUUUAUCCCUUUGCUAGCCAGUUGAUACCACACUGGGCCUUGAUUUUAGCUGGAAAUAAUCAUGUCUGCAGCACUUUAUUUUAGUUUUUUCCUUAUUCCUACAUACCAUAUGAUUUAAUAUUUAAGAACAGGCAAAAACAAUCUAUGGUAAUAAAAAUCAGAAUAGUAGGCCCUGGCUGGUGUAUCUCCGUUGACAGUCGUCCCAUGCAGGAAGAGAUCACUGGUUCCAUUCCUGGUCAGGGCAGAUUUCCCCAGUAGGGGAUGUGUGUAGGAGGCAGCCAAUGGAUGUUUCUCUCUCUCUCUUUCUCAAAAUAAAAAAUCAAUAAAAACAUUUUUUAAAAAUCAGAAUAGUAGUUGCCUGAGGAAAGGGGCACAAGAAAACUUUCUAGGGGUGAUGGGAAGUUCUCGGUGAUGCUGUCACAGGAAUAUAUAUAUAUAUAUAUAUAUAUAUAUAUGAAUAUAUAUGUCAAAAUUCAUUACACUAAACACUUAAAAUUGAUGCAUUUACAACAAUGUGCCUCAGAAAAAUAUGUUAGCAUAAGAAAAUAACUAUUACAUGAAAAAAUGACCUUGUUUACAUAAAACAAUAUACAUGGAUAUAAGUAGGAUGUAUAUUAUGGACAGAAAGACAAUCAAUCAGGAAAAACAGAGGAGGGGAUGUUUCAUCUCCUUAACUAUUUACUGGAUUCAGCACUGCUGCACACCUAGACUAAAGAAGUCUCCAUGAAAGUAUUUGAUAAAUAAGAGCAUUGAAAGAUUCUGAGAAUCAGAAAGCUCUCAUAAAUCCAAUGUUUAUUUUCUAAAUUUCAUAAACUACAUACUUAGAAAACUGUGCUUUCAGUGAGCUAAACCUUUUUUAAGGAACUAUCCUAAUCUUAAGAAAAAUUAAAAAAAAAAAAAAAAACAGCUCUCGCUGGUUUGGCUCAGUGGAUAGAGUGUCAGCCUGCAGAUUGACGAGUUCAGGGUUCAAUUCCGAUCAAGGGCAAGUGCCCAGGUUGAGUGCUCCAUCCCCAGUGUGGGGCAUGCAGGAAGCGCCCAACCAAUGAUUCUCUCUCAUAAUUGAUAUUUUUUAAAGCAUUUGUUAAAUAAGCUUGUCUGAAAGCCUAAUCAAAUGUCUCACAAGGAACACAGAGAUGGGAGAGGAUACAAAAAGAAGCUAGAACUUUAGAGCAGGAGUGAACCUUGAAGAACAUAAAGCUCAUUUUAUAAAGGAAGAACAGACCCAGAAAGAUGGAAAGUCUUCCUUGGGUCCCACAGCUAGUUCGUGAAGCUAUUUCAACCAUAACCCACCUCUUUUGAUUCCUAGCUAACUAUUCUUUCUUCUUUGCACUGAUUUAGGCUAGAGUGGUUCAUAAAAACAGACUGAAUGGUAGAGCAUCCAGUAUUUAUAUUAGAAACUUUGUUAGCCACUUAAGAGUAAGGGAGAAUGAGAGGAAGGGGACCGGAAGUACCUCUUUAAGGCCCCUCAUUUCCAGAAUGGCUGGCAGUGUAGACAAUUGUGAUAGAGAAAUUGCAUUGUUUUUUAACUCUUUAAUAACAUUGAAAAAUAAAACCCUUGCCCUAACCGGUGUGGCUCAGUGGAUAGAGCGUCAGCCUGCAGACUGAAGG
This is a messenger RNA of Myotis daubentonii (Daubenton's bat), 4551 nucleotides long. It is a transcript of the gene PRORP, whose product is annotated as protein only RNase P catalytic subunit. NCBI's taxonomy places the organism in Eukaryota, Metazoa, Chordata, Mammalia, Chiroptera, Vespertilionidae. Gene Ontology annotation, cellular component: mitochondrial ribonuclease P complex; mitochondrion. Gene Ontology annotation, biological process: tRNA 5'-leader removal; mitochondrial tRNA 5'-end processing. The record is from RefSeq and is a predicted model, not a curated record. Gene Ontology annotation, molecular function: protein binding; ribonuclease P activity.